AUGGCAGCCCUCGACCACCUCGAAAGUCUCCCCGAAUCCGUACGAGAUUCGAAGCUACGCGUGGUAUUCCGUUUUGACGGGCAACAACAAUACAUCGUCCACCCCCGAGGAACUAGAGGCCGUCUCGAACAGAAAGAGGAUGUAUGGGUUCGAAUCAAGACGAUAGGCGCCGGUGGAUUCGGGUCAGUGGACUUGCAAUGCAGGGAGUCGACGCGAACGGGACUCCCAACACAGCUCCGGGCCGUCAAAAACAUCCGUAUUCCAGAAGCCGAGCUCUUGUCCAACCGCGACUUUUAUGUUCGCGAGCUCGAGACAAUUGCCAAAUUUUCUUCGUUGCGGUAUGGAGAUCUGUUUGUCAAAUCUCUUGGGUGGUUCACAAGCGAAGAUACUGUUCACAUCGCAAUGGAGUACUGCAAACUCGGGGAUUUGCAAAUGUUUCUCUUCGAUAAGUGCCCGGGCCAUCGACUUCCAGAGGACCAGACCCGCGAGAUUGCAUCUCAAGUCAUGGAAGCGAUUUCCAGCAUGCACGAGGAGUACUUUGCACAUCGAGAUAUAAAACCUGCGGAUAUGCUUCUUCCCAAGAACAUCCUUAUUCAAAGCCACCCGCCAGAGAGCCCUUGGGCAGUUAAGCUGGCUGAUUUCGGAAUCAGUCGACGUAGCUCGGGGCCUGAGAUGAAUUCAACUACAACAAGGCGCGGAACGCCUGUAUUCUGGCCUCCUGAACUCCAUGGAUUCGUGAUGAGUGAUACUGAAAGGUGCAGUAACCUCUAUGCCACUGACAUGUGGUGCUUUGGAGAGACUCUUUUCAGGGUCCUCACUGGCCAAGCCACAUUUGGAAAUGUGGCAAGGCUUUCAAAAUUUGCAUUCGGGCAGAUGAAAUUUCCUGAGACUAUUCUGAAAGACCUGUCAGUAAGUGAUGGGGGGAUUGCGUUCUUGAAAUCGCUCAUUGUCUGCAAUCCCACAGACCGACUCACCGCAUUGGAUGCACUAGAACAUCCAUGGUUCGACCAAGACAUCCCUAAUUCGUACGGGCAACAGCCCAACACGCCCCUUGCAGAUAACUCCAAUACCACUGAUAUA
Molecule: messenger RNA, 1080 nt
Organism: Clonostachys solani
Lineage: Eukaryota; Fungi; Ascomycota; Sordariomycetes; Hypocreales; Bionectriaceae
Source: the annotation of a GenBank genome assembly